AUGACAGAUAUAUUAUCUCUAUCAUCUUUAUCUAUAGAUAAAUAUAAAGAAUUGAUUAGUGUUGGUGUAAAAUCAAUACUAUCAAGAACAUAUAGUAAAUAUGAUAAGAUAUUGUUUGUUGGUUCAUUAGCUUUACCUUUUUUAGUCAAUUUACCAAUUUAUGGAAUAGUACCAAAUGAAAGAGAUAAAAGGGUUGAAUCAUUUUAUGAAAGUGCAAUUGAAAAGAUUACACUUGCAUAUGACGAAAUUAGUGCUGAUUAUAUGGUAGAAUCGCAAGAUAUAAGAGAAAUGGCAAACAUUGCUGAAAAGUGUAACAAGUUGUGUAGAAUAUUGGCAAAGAGAGAGGUAGUACAGAUGUUGUUGGGGAUCAUUAACGGCGCCGAGGAAAUAUGGGAAACUAGUUAUAGUCAUCAAAUACCUCUAUCUGAAGAAGCCACUGUACAAUUAUAUAAUCGUUUGGAAAAUGAUAAUAUAAUGAUUGAUUGUACUGAUUUAUUAAAUCAUAUUUUACCUUUUGUUCAAGAUAUACCAUAUGAAUUAUUUUUUAAAGUAAUUAGUUUUUAUGUAACAUCACCAUCAAGUUAUCAAUUGACAUGUGCAGCAUUGAAAACAAUGACAUUGAGAAAAGAGACUAUACUACCAUUUAUCAAUGAUGGAAUGUUGAAUAUAGUUAGACUCUAUAUCAGCUAUGAACUCAAAUCUGAAUAUUCAUUGUUACGAGACUAUUGGUUACAAAUUGCUCGGAUCAUUUACAAAGAUCGUAAACUUUUUAGAUCAUUGUUGGUAGAAGAUCGACGAUUUGUAGAGGAAUACUAUGAAAUGGGUAGAUUUAAAUUAUGGUUACCACAAGAUUUUCGUGUACCACCUCAUAAUAUGUUGUAUGAAAUAGUGUCCGAUGGAUUUGGGUAUUAUCUUGGUUGGGUAAACAAGACUGGUUUAUUGGUUGAUAAUAUCAUUGCAAAUAAUACAUUUUCAGAUUGGAUCUAUCGACGAUUAGAUUCUACACUAUCAAGAUACCUAUAUUGUUCGAUAUUUGCAUCAUCAUUUUCACUCUAUUUCACAUUUCUACUCCCACCCAAAGGAAAGAUUUAUUACAUUGCAUCAGCUGUCACUUCACUGGCUAUUUAUAAAUAUAAAGAAUUGAUUAGUAUUGGUUUAAAAUCAAUACAAUCGUAUAGUAAAUAUGAUAAGAUAUUGUUUGUUGGUUCAUUAGCUAUACCUUUUUUAAUCAAUUUUUCUGAUAUAUUACCAAACAAUUGUGUAGAAUAUUGGCACAGAAAACAAAGUCAACAAGUACCUCUAUCUGGACAUAGUAUUCAUCUAUUAUAUACUACUAUUGAUAAUCAUUCAAUCAUGUCAUGUUGUACUAAUUUAUUAAAUCAUAUCUUUCCUUGGUUAAAUGUUAUAGAAUAUAGUGAUAUCAUUUAUAAAACCAUUUAUCGUCAAUUAAAAUUACCAACGGGUUAUAAAUUGACAUGUACAGUAUUUAAAUCAAUGAUUUUGAAACCUGAAACGAUUCAACCAUUUAUCAAUGUUGGAAUGAUUAAAAUUGUUAGAUUUUAUUUAACCAAUCAAUUCAAAUCCGAGUAUACAUUGCUACUCGAUUAUUGGUUACAAAUUGCCAAAAAUACUAUCCUUGGACGAUUAGAUUCUACCAUUUCAAGAAACUUGGAUUGUUCAAUGCAUGUAUCAACAUUGGCACUCUGUUUCACAUUUAUACUUCCACCAAAAGGAAAGAUAUAUUACAUUGCAUGGUGUGUCACAUCAACAACCCUUUAUAGUAAAGAUGAUCAUGUGCACUCAUUUCAUUUUUUAGAGUCAAGAGAGAUGACAGAAGAUAUAUCAUCUUUAUCUAUAGAUAAAUAUAAAGAAUUGAUUAGUAUUGGAUUAAAAUCAAUACUAUCAACAACAUAUAUACCAAUUUAUGGAAUAUUACCAAACAAUCAAGAUAAAAGGAUUGAAUCAUUUUAUAAUCAUGGUAUUGAAAAGAUCCUAAAUGUUUAUAGUGAAAUUGAAACAAAUCAUAGGAUAGUGGUAACUCAAGAUAUUAGAGAUAUGGCAACAUUGACUGAAAAGAAUAACAAAUUGUGUAGAAUACUGGCUCAGAGAGAUAUAGUAUUCAUGUUGUUGAGAAUCAUUCUAGGUGCAAACCAAAUUUGGGAAAAUGGUUAUAGUCAUCAAGCACCUCUAUCUGAAUAUACUAUUCAUCAAAUUUAUACUCAUUUGGAGAAUGAUAAUAUGGUUUUAGAUUGUACUGAUUUAUUAAAUAAUAUUUUACCUUUUCUCCAAGAUAUACCAUUUGAAUUAUUUUAUAAAGUAAUUUAUUAUCAUUCAUUGUCACCAACAAGUUAUAAAUUGACUUUGGCGGUAUUGAGAACAAUGACAUUGAAACCAGAGACGAUUCCACCAUUUGUAAUAGUUGGUAUGGUUGAUAUUGUUAGAGUGUAUCUUCAAAACGAGGUCAAAUCUGAAUAUUCACAAUUACGUGAUUAUUGGGUACAAAUUGCACGAGUACUAUACAAGGAUGAACAUUUUGAACAAUUACCACUAGUCUAUCAAUCAUUGAUAGAGGAAUAUUAUAAAAAAGGUAGAUUUAAAUCAUGGAUUCCAAAAGAAUUACGCCUCCCACCAAUUGGUACAUUACAUGAAACCAUAACUGAUGUGUUUGGAUAUUAUCAAGGUUGGUUAAAUGGUACUACAAUAUUGGUUGAUUAUAUCUUUUCAAAUAGUAUAUUUUCAGAUACUAUCUAUCGUAGAUUAGAUUCUACGUUGGUUAGAUACUUGACAUGUUCAUUGUUUACAUCAUCAUUGUCAUUUUAUUUUACAAUGCUUCUUCCACGUAAAGGAAAGAUUUUUUACAUCUCGUCUGGUAUCAUUUCAAUACUAAUAAGUUUUUACCAAGAUAAAUUAAUUGCUAAUCAAAAAACAAGUGGUACACUUUACAAAUCUUUUAAAGAAUGCUUUCAAACUCCUGUCAAUCAAAAUGAUAGAUUUUUUGAAUCAACUAAAAUCAUAAAUAUUAAUAAUAAAUCAGAUAUUUUAAAUUAUCGAUUUUAA
Cavenderia fasciculata is the source of this 3057-nucleotide messenger RNA. RefSeq lists its product as uncharacterized. Lineage: Eukaryota; Evosea; Eumycetozoa; Acytosteliales; Cavenderiaceae. The transcript has 11 exons. Bases 1 to 3057 code for a protein of 1018 amino acids. The record is from RefSeq and is a predicted model, not a curated record.